AUGACAACCUACACCAACGAGGAAUAUGCAGACAUGUUGCUCUGUUAUGGAUACUGCGAAUGCGUAUCCGCUCGAGUUCGUGAUGAGUACAUAAGACGCUAUCGCGGUCGCCGCAUACCAGAUGUCAGUGUGUUUGACGGUGUUUAUCGAUGGCUUAGAGAGACUGGGUCUGUUUCAAGGCGACGAACUGAUCUGGGCAGACCUCGUGUCAACGACGACGAUGAAGAACAAGACAACGAGAUAGUACGACGUUUUAGAUCGGACCCGACCAUUUCAACGAAUAUUGUUGCCCGAGAAUUUGGGAUCUUGCAGUGGAAAGUAUGGUCUACUGUCCCUACUGCGGGCCUGUAUCCAUACCACUACACGCCAGUACAAGUUAUCGAAGAAGGAGAUCCAUUGAGGAGGUUAGAUUUUUGCAGAUUUAUGCUGAAUGCCGAUUUAGAAGACCCAAGAUUUUUUAAACGAAUGUUGUGGACAGAUGAGUCUAAAUUUGACAAAGACGGCAUUACUAACUAUCAUAAUGCCCAUUAUUGGGCCCCAAAAUCCAGAAAAAAUCCCAAUAAGAAGCGGGUAAAGGGCUCACAAAGGCGCUUUAGUUUAAAUGUGUGGAUGGGAAUAAUAUCCAACCAUUUGAUUGGACCUUACUUUCUCCCCGAUAAUUUAAACGGAGAAACUUAUGAAGACUUUUUAAGGCAGGAUUUACACUACCUACUUGAUGAUCUACCUCUUAAUGUAACACGAGACAUGUGA
Diatraea saccharalis (sugarcane borer) is the source of this 750-nucleotide messenger RNA. NCBI's taxonomy places the organism in Eukaryota, Metazoa, Arthropoda, Insecta, Lepidoptera, Crambidae. The record is from the annotation of a GenBank genome assembly.